Messenger RNA from Candidula unifasciata, 972 nucleotides. Lineage: Eukaryota; Metazoa; Mollusca; Gastropoda; Stylommatophora; Geomitridae. The record is from the annotation of a GenBank genome assembly.
AUGAAGGAGGAUAAAGUAAAUAGCACAUACGAAAUACCGUGUUCAGACACCGUUCACUGUGUUGAAUUUUCUCCAUUCGAAUGGUCUUGCCAGUUAUUAGCCGCUGGAACAUCCUCGGGAAUAUCGGUGUUUUUGUGCAGAUUUCAGGAGGAAGAUGCAAAAGUCACAAAAGGCAUAGAGUUCACACGUCUGCGUGAUUUCUCAACCAACUGCAACACCCUAGCCAUAGCCUGGAGCCCACAGACUUCUCUGCAAGUGUUGCCAAAGAUAUUGUGUUUUGCCGCUGCAACAGAUGAUAGAACACUCAGAAUAUUCACCACUGAUCUGAAUACAACACACUCUGUGAAGGUAUUAUCAGGUCACAAAGGAUUUGUCAAUGCACUGACGUUUGACCCAAGUGAAGGAAGCUUACUGGCCAGUACAGGAGAUGAUCUAACAUGCCGUGUGUGGUCAGUUGCUGAUGGUCUGCAGGAGUCAUUGUUUCAGCUCACAUCCCCUGGCAUGGCUGUCUGCUGGCAUAAUGAUGAAGCCUACAAGUUAAUGGUUGCCCAGAAGGAUGGCAAUAUUCGGUUUUUGUCCCUACACAACCAGCAGCCAAUCAUGAGCUUGUCCUGUGGGCAGACUCCCCUGCUGUCUGCUGAUUGGUCAAGACAUGACCAGCUUCUGGUUGGGGCUGUUGCAGGAUCAGAGUGGAUGGUGUUUAAUGUAUCCGUGUCAAGCCUUCCUAUUGAAAGACGCCAAGCUCACAGUGAGGGUGCCUGUCUGUUCCGAUGGUCGCGAUGUCAUGAAUCCCUCCUGGCAACUUGUGGCAGACCAGGAAAAGAGCUGAAAGUUUUCAACACCAGGCAUCAGCAGCUACAUGUCAACACUAACCUGAAAGUCGCCUAUGGACUGUCCUGGCAUCUGCGCCUUCCUAUUUUGGCUGUUGGAGGAGAUCGAGCUGUUCACUUGUGGACGGUUGAGUCUAUAUAA